This is a messenger RNA of Microthlaspi erraticum, 1992 nucleotides long. The record is from the annotation of a GenBank genome assembly. Lineage: Eukaryota; Viridiplantae; Streptophyta; Magnoliopsida; Brassicales; Brassicaceae.
AUGUUUGUAGUACUGGUGCUUCUUCUUUUGCCUCAAUUCAUCUGCAACAAAGCAGUAGCUCAGAGUGAAGAAGGAGAGUUCGGCUUCAAUGGUUACUUGUACGACAGCUAUGGAACUGCCAAUCUUGAUUCCAACGGAUUAGUGAAGCUAUCAAAUACUUCCGUACAAAAGACUGGUCAAGUUUUCUACAACAACCCAGUUCGGUUCAAGGACUCACCAAACGGAACCGUUUCGUCCUUCUCCACUACAUUUGUUCUCAGUGGCCAUGGAAUUGCUUUUGCCAUCUGUCCUACCAAAGGCUUGCCCUAUGCUACGGCCUCACAAUACCUGGGGCUCUUUAAUAUCACAAACAAUGGAAAUUCCUCAAAUCAUGUCGUAGCAGUUGAGUUUGAUACGAUCCGAAGCACUGAGUUUGACGACAUGGAUGAUAACCAUGUUGGUAUCGACAUCAAUAGCUUGAAUUCAGAGAAAGCUUCUACCGCAGGUUACUACGAAGACGAUGGUACUUUCAAGAAAAUCAUUCUUAUAAAUCGAAAACCGAUACAAGCCUGGGUCGAAUAUGAUUCCUCAAGCAAGCAACUGAAUGUCACACUACACCCUCUUCAUGUCCCUAAGCCGAAGAUUCCACUGCUUUCUCUAACCAAAGAUUUGUCGUCAGUUCUCCACGAGUUGAUGUACGUUGGCUUCACUUCAUCCACGGGCUCUGUUCUUUCAGCUCACUAUAUUCUUGCUUGGACCUUCAAGGUCAAUGGGAGAGCUGCAAACAUAGAUCCAUCUCGUCUUCCAAAACUUCCUAGUCUCUAUCAAGAAGACUCUAGGACUCGGACUAGUCUGAAAAAGAUCUUGGCUAUCGGUUUGAGUUUAACCGGCCUCGUAAUCCUCAUCUUCUUGACCAUAAGUUAUAUGCUUUUCUUGAAAAGGAAGAAGUUAAUGGAAGUUCUUGAAGACUGGGAGGUUCAGUUUGGUCCACACAGGUUCGCUUACAAGGAUCUCUACACUGCCACAAAGGGUUUCAAGAACAGUGAGCUUCUUGGUAAAGGAGGGUUUGGAAAAGUCUACAAAGGUACAUUACUGACGUCAAACAUGGACAUCGCGGUGAAGAAAGUUUCUCAUGAUUCGAGACAAGGAAUGAGAGAGUUCAUCGCUGAGAUCGCGACUAUUGGGCGUCUCAGACAUCCUAACUUAGUUCGGCUUCUUGGUUACUGCAGGCGCAAAGGCGAACUCUAUCUGGUCUACGAUUGUAUGCCUAAAGGCAGUCUUGAUAAGUUUCUCUACCAUCAACCGGAACAGAGUCUUGACUGGCCACAAAGAUUCAAGAUCAUCAAAGAUGUAGCUUCUGGUCUCUGCUAUUUACACCAGCAAUGGGUUCAAGUCAUCAUCCACAGGGACAUUAAGCCAGCAAACAUUCUUCUUGAUGAAUCUAUGAACGCAAAGCUCGGUGAUUUUGGUCUUGCGAAGCUCUGUGAUCACGGGUUUGACCCGCAAACCUCUAACGUGGCUGGCACGUUUGGGUACAUCUCACCGGAGCUCUCGAGAACAGGAAAGGCAAGCACGAGCUCUGAUGUAUUCGCGUUCGGAGUAUUCAUGUUAGAAAUUACUUGCGGGCGAAGACCCGUCUUGCCACGAGCAUCUUUGCCGAGCCAGAUGGUACUUACGGAUUGGGUGCUAGAUUGUUGGGAAGAUGACAUAUUGCAAGUGGUUGAUGAGAAGGUUAAGCAUGAUGAUGAGCGUCUCAAGGAGCAAGUAACACUUGUCCUGAAGCUGGGCUUGCUCUGUUCGCAUCCGGUUGCAGCCACUAGACCGAGCAUGUCGAGUGUUAUCCAGUUCUUGGACGGUGUAGCUCAACUACCUACCAACUUGCUUGACAUUGUGAAAGCUCGAGAAAUCGUUGGAACUACUCAAUUUUCUGGUGAAACAGCCGAGUCACUUGCUCAGCCCAGUUCGGUUGCUACCUUGACGUUUACCGAACCAUUUGUCUCGCAUGGGCGCUAA